CGGUUUAACCGAACUAGCUGGAGUGUGUUCGCGUUUUGUGUUGUUUAAACGGAAUGUUAUUUUAGUGUUGUUUUGUGGGUACUAGUAGAGCGGGUACUUCGUUGGUUCCGAUCGAUACGAGAUCAUUUCAAAAUGCCCAACUGUCCUAAAUGCAGUAAACCGGUUUACUUCGCCGAACGUAAGACUUCUCUAGGGAAGGACUGGCACUCGGCCUGCCUGCGCUGCGAGAAAUGCAACAAGACUUUAACGCCCGGAAGCCAUUCAGAACACGACGGGAAACCCUAUUGCAACAACCCAUGCUAUUCCGCGCUCUUCGGGCCCGGAGGUUUCGGCCGCGGGGGCGCUGAAAGCUACGUGUACAACAAAUGAUCCUCCCCGGACGCACGUCCCGUCUAAGCGCUUUUCUCGGCACGUUUAAGUAUUAUUAUUAAAUUAGAUAUAAAUUGUUAAUUUCAUAGCAUUCCCCAUUGUUUUUUACCGCUAAAUAAAUAGUUACUUUAUUCGUAUUGGU
Molecule: messenger RNA, 511 nt
Organism: Phyllotreta striolata
Lineage: Eukaryota; Metazoa; Arthropoda; Insecta; Coleoptera; Chrysomelidae
Source: the annotation of a GenBank genome assembly